Brienomyrus brachyistius is the source of this 3269-nucleotide messenger RNA. It is a transcript of the gene slc25a19, whose product is annotated as solute carrier family 25 member 19. Gene Ontology annotation, biological process: thiamine pyrophosphate transmembrane transport. Gene Ontology annotation, molecular function: thiamine transmembrane transporter activity. The record is from RefSeq and is a predicted model, not a curated record. Lineage: Eukaryota; Metazoa; Chordata; Actinopteri; Osteoglossiformes; Mormyridae. Gene Ontology annotation, cellular component: mitochondrial inner membrane. The transcript is spliced from 6 exons. The coding region runs from base 2 to 952 and encodes 316 amino acids.
GAUGGUGGGCUAUGACCCGGAUGAUCAGCGCAAGGUCCUGCCACCAGAGAAGGCCGCCUUAGCGGGGUCGCUGUCCGGCAUGGUGACCCGAGCCAUGAUCAGCCCCCUGGAUGUCAUCAAAAUUAGGUUCCAGCUUCAGAUCGAGAAGCUCUCAUCCCAGAGCAAGCAGGGAAAGUACUGGGGCCUGCGGCAGGCGUCACGCCGCAUCCUGUCAGAAGAGGGCGCCACUGCCUUUUGGAAGGGUCAUGUCCCUGCCCAGCUGCUGUCGAUCUGCUACGGGGCUGUCCAGUUUACCAGUUUCGAGCUCCUGACGGAGCUGGUGCACAAGAGCACCUCCUACCACAGCCAGAUGCCAGCGGUGCACUUCGUGUGCGGGGGUCUGUCAGCCUGCUGCGCCACCGUGGCCUGCCAGCCGCUGGACACUCUGCGGACGCGCUUUGCCGCUCAGGGGGAGCCGCGGGUGUAUCGCAGUCUCCGCCACGCGACGGUCACCAUGUACCGCAAGGAGGGCGUUCUGACUUUCUACCGCGGCCUGGUACCGACUCUGGUGGCCAUCUUCCCCUACGCUGGCCUGCAGUUCUUCUUCUACAACAUCCUGAAGGACGUCCUGUUGGUCCAGUCCAAAGAAGCCAAUUCUACAGGUAGCUUCCGGAAAUUGCUGUGUGGAAGCUGUGCUGGUGUCAUCAGUAAGACCAUCACAUAUCCCUUUGACCUCAUCAAGAAGAGACUGCAGGUCGGGGGCUUUGAAGAGGCCAGAGCUCCGUUUGGACAGGUUCGGUCUUACCAGGGAUUCACGGACUGCGUGGUGCGGAUCGCCCGGGAGGAGGGUCCUCGGGCGUUUUUUAAAGGGCUCUCCCCCAGUUUAGUAAAAGCUGCAUUAUCUACUGGAUUCACAUUCUUCUGGUAUGAGCUCUUCUGUGGCCUGCUGAGUAACCGGAAUGGGAAGCAGUAAAGUGUUGGAUUCUGGGAUACGGGGGGGGAUAUAGGAAAGGGACAGAGCACUAACCUUUGGAAAGGAGGAGGAGCCUGAAUCAUGCACACAGGAUGGACAAUUCUCACUCCUGUCCAUCCAGUUCUAUGGGUCAAAAUAUGGCAGCUUUACAGCCAGUUUACAUGCAACAGGAAGGAAUUGUGUUACGCCUGUAUUAGCAGUCCAGUGCAGGUUAGUCCUGGAAAGACGCACAAGGCUUUGUACGUAGUUUACGUCUUCUCUUCUGUCUUGUAUCUUUCGGCCAGCAGGGGGGGCCUAUUUUUCAGUGCAGCGCUCCUUAUGUUUUAACCAAAAUUGCUCCCAUGUGGAGACCGAAUCUCUGACGCUACAACAGAACAGCCAGGAAGUAUGUAGCGUCUUAGCAUGAAAUGUCACUGAGCGAAUAUUUAAACGUGAGCAUUGGGUAUGCCUUGCUUUUUAUGCUCUGCGGCAACUCUAAAGAAUACAUACUUUUCCAAAUCGCUUUUCACAGCAUUUAUAUAUCUAGCAACUAUGUAAGUAUGGAAGCAUGUAUUAUAUAAUCUGAUUUAUUUUUUAAUUUUCUCAUUAGAAUGUUUUAUCGAUGGUGGGACUUUAGACGAGACACUUGGCAGUUAAAUAUGGCUCGUGGGAAUAACUGUUGUCGUACUUAGCUACUACUCAGAAACCAUUACUGCCUAGUGCUGAAGAUGCAUUGCACAGCAAUUAAGAGGAACCGUCCAACCGUUAAAAACUUUACUUAAAAAAAAGGUUUGAACAUGUUUCACUUGAUAACAGAGCUGCUAUAAAAAUAGUUUAUCCUGAGAUCCAUUUUUUACCUUCUGUGGUUAAUGUCUUUACAGUGUGGUUCGGGAUAAAAUGUAACUCCAGGAAAGUUUGGAAGUUUGGAUUUUUUUUUUUUAAUUGACAAGUCAAAUGUAAGAAAUUUAUUCAUGAAAUAAUCAUGAUAAAGGUGACAUCAGACCGAAUGUAUCUAAUUUAAAAUGUAUACCCUCCAAGGUUUUAACUUAAGGUUUUAUUUUACAAGAUUAUAAUAAUCACAAUUUUUAUUUACAACUUAAUGCAGCAGUAGGUGGAUUUGACAGUGCAGAGGUUGGAUAUUAUGAAAACUAAUUUAAUGUUGGUAAAAAGUAAUUUGCUGGUCAUUUUGUAUCUAAGAUUGGCCUAUUAUUAUGACUUAUGAUUAUAAUAUUUUGUUUAAAAGUCCAGUGUAAUCUGCUUUUGUAAGGAUGCUGAUAAUUGUCUUAUACGGUGCAAAAGUCUUAGGCAGUAAAAGGAAGCUAUUUGCCUGGAUACUAAGUGUAUUUGCUCAUCACAAAAAAACACACAAUUUAACAUUCUAACCUAAUUAUAUAACCUGAAAAUUAAAAGUAACACAACAAAAAGUAACAAGAGCAACUUGUAUUUUCUAAGAGGUUACUGACAUCUAGAUGGCUAGAUGAACACCGCUUCAGUUCCCAAACCUCUCCUCGGGGGCACCCUAGCCGCUCAAUGCAUUUAAGUUUCACGACCAGCUCUGUUAAGUAUGUAAAUUGCAGUUUAAAAGCCAGUGAGGUAUUGAUUCGCCAAAGGAAGUGAAGUGUGCUUGUGGCUGAGUCAAAAAACACAUUGGUGUAUUUGGCCACAAAUACUGGGGUGAAUUUAGGAGAGGUUUUGAAAUGGUUAAGCUGAUGCACUUUGACAGACAUAAGUUUACACGAACAUGAAGAUAAUUUAUACAUAAUUUGACUGCCUAAGUCUUUUGCAGAGCACCGUACUUCACCAAAGAAUAUAACAGAAGAAUAUUGUAACCUUUUAACAACCAGUAAUGCCCCAAAUGGCAAACUCUAUGUUUUAUAAAAUGUCGAUGACAACCUGACAAUAGGGGGUGGCAUGGUGGUGCAGUGGUUAGCACUGUCGCCUCACACCUCUGGGACCCGGGUUCAAGUCUCCGCCUGGGUCACAUGUGUGUGGAGUUUGCAUGUUCUCCCCUUGUACUCCUCCGGGUACUCCGGUUUCCCCCCACAGUCCAAACACAUGCUGAGGCUAAUUUUGUUACCUUUUACGGAGUGAACUCCACUUGGUCUCCUGCAUUUAAAACUUCAAGGCCUUAAAUAGUGUGCAGCACUAAACGGACUUAUCGUCACUAUGUUACGCGUGUGUUGCUGUGAAUGGUGCAUUGUUUUAUUUAAGAAUAUUAUCUGGAGUACUUAGAUUUUUUUUUCUGGUGUAUAAUCCAAUAAGGAGAAGAUGGGAGUGUUGGCACUGAAAUGUCGUGUUUUAUGUUCAAUAAAAAUAUAUUUUAUUGAAUGCCCAAGAA